Messenger RNA from Gekko japonicus, 1981 nucleotides. RefSeq names its product estrogen receptor 1 (gene ESR1). The coding region runs from base 10 to 1860 and encodes 616 amino acids. Gene Ontology annotation, biological process: steroid hormone receptor signaling pathway; regulation of DNA-templated transcription. The record is from RefSeq and is a predicted model, not a curated record. Lineage: Eukaryota; Metazoa; Chordata; Lepidosauria; Squamata; Gekkonidae. The transcript has 9 exons. Gene Ontology annotation, molecular function: nuclear estrogen receptor activity; sequence-specific DNA binding; steroid binding. Gene Ontology annotation, cellular component: nucleus.
CAGAAAGCAAUGGCAACUCCUCUCUGGAAUAAAAGUGGAUCGCUAGCGGCUGAUUGCAAACCAGGAUAUGCUACAUGUUCACUGCCACUAACAAUGACCAUGACCCUUCACACAAAAACCUCUGGUGUUGCCUUGUUGCACCAGAUACAAGGCACUGAACUAGAGACGCUGAGCAGACCUCAGCUGAAGAUUCCCCUGGAACAACCGCUCAGCGAAAUGUAUGUGGAGAGCAGCAAAACUGGAGUUUUCAGCUACCCAGAAAGCACCAGUUACGAUUUUUCCACCGCUGCACAACCAGUGUACAGCUCAGCCAGCCUCAGUUAUGCCCCUACGCCGGAAACAUUUGGGUCCAACAGCCUGGGAGGGUUUCCCUCUCUGAAUAACGUUCCUCCUAGCCCUGUUGUGUUUUUACAGACAGCACCACAGCUCUCACCUUUUAUUCAUCACAACCAGCAGGUACCGUACUACCUUGAGAAUGAACCGGGAAACUUUUCAAUGAGGGAUGCUGAUCCCUCAGUUUUCUACAGGCCAGGCUCAGAUAACAGACGUCACAGUGGCAGACAGCAGAUGGCUUGCACCAGCGAGAAGGGAAGCUUGUCCAUGGAAUCCGCCAAGGAGACCCGCUUCUGUGCUGUGUGUAAUGACUAUGCGUCAGGCUACCAUUACGGUGUUUGGUCCUGCGAGGGCUGCAAAGCCUUCUUCAAAAGAAGUAUCCAAGGUCACAAUGACUACAUGUGUCCUGCUACCAACCAGUGCACCAUUGACAAGAACCGAAGGAAAAGCUGCCAAGCGUGUAGGCUGCGAAAAUGCUAUGAAGUUGGAAUGAUGAAAGGUGGGAUUCGGAAAGACCGCAGAGGUAGCCGAAUGCUGAAACACAAGCGGCAAAGAGAUGAGCAUUAUGGCAAGACUGGAGGCGUUGCGCUUGAAUCAAGAAGCCCAACACUUUGGCCAGGCCCCCUGGUGAUUAAACAUACCAAGAAAAAUAGUCCGGCCCUGUCUCUCACCGCAGACCAGAUGGUCAGUGCCUUGCUAGAUGCUGAGCCACCCGUUGUCUAUUCAGAAUAUGACCCUGGCAGGCCUUUCAAUGAAGCUUCUAUGAUGUCACUGUUGACUAACCUUGCUGACAGAGAGCUGGUACACAUGAUCAACUGGGCCAAAAGAGUACCAGGUUUUGUGGAUUUAGCACUCCAUGAUCAGGUACAUCUACUGGAAUGUGCUUGGCUAGAGAUAUUGAUGAUUGGCUUAUGCUGGCGUUCAAUGGAACACCCUGGAAAGCUGCUGUUUGCUCCUAACCUAUUAUUAGACAGGAAUCAAGGGAAAUGUGUUGAAGGCAUGGCAGAAAUAUUUGACAUGCUGCUGGCCACUGCGACUCGGUUUCGAAUGAUGAAUCUUCAGGGGGAAGAAUUCGUGUGCCUUAAAUCCAUCAUUCUACUGAAUUCUGGCAUCUACACAUUUCUUUCCAGCAGCUUAAGAUCGUUGGAAGAAAAAGACCACAUUCAUCGUGUGCUAGAUAAAAUCACAGACACCUUGACCCAUUUGAUGGCCAAGUCAGGCCUCUCUCUGCAGCAACAGCAUAGACGAUUGGCUCAGCUUCUCCUCAUCCUUUCCCACUUUAGGCACAUGAGCAAUAAGGGAAUGGAGCACCUGUACAACAUGAAGUGCAAGAAUGUGGUCCCUCUGUAUGAUUUAUUGCUAGAGAUGCUAGAUGCCCACCGUCUGCAUGCCCGUGCCACACGGAGCACACCCCAGGGAGAAGAAGAGUCUAUGAACCAAGUGGCAACUACAUCCACUUCAACGCAUUCCUUGCAGCCCUGCUAUGUGAACAAAAUGGAAGAUGAGAAUGAGCAACAAGCAAUAUGAGAGGCCCCAUUUCAAACAGCCUAUAGGUUUCUGAGAAUCCCAUCAGAAAGCUACCUACUUCGGGCUUAGCUGAACUGGUACCAUGUGUGUAAGCACUCCAAUGCUCACCAAUCACCAGUGA